AUGUCGUCCAGCUCAAUCAAACCUGGAUCCCGCACGCCCCAUGCCAACAACAACCCAAACUCCCUAAACUACUUCUCUUACCCCGUCACGCAUGUCGUCUCGGGCCUCUAUCGCCGUUUUACAGACAAUUCCUCGUCCUCGGAAUCUUCCUCCGGCAACAUGCACAACCCCAUGAGCAACAACACCUCCAGAACCCCCGGAGUCUUCACCCCCGUCCGGACAGCCUCUCCCUUCCAACCACCACCCCUAACACCCCUCACACUGGCCUCCUCCUUCGAUUCAUUAUCGGAACCAGAACCAAACCCAGACCCAGACUCCCUCCAACAACUCCUCACCCGCACCCUCGCAGAGGAAAUCCGCCUCCUCAUCCCCGCCCGCCUCCAACUCGUCGAUACCUGGCGUUUAGCAUAUAGUCUCGAUCGCGACGGCGCAUCGCUGGGCACCCUCUACGCAAAAUGUAAGGACGCCGCAUCUCGAAGCCCCCGAGCGGGUUUCGUGCUAGUUGUCCGGGACGCAUCGCCCAACGGCGCGGUGUUCGGGGCGUACAUGACAGAUCCUCCGCAUCCGAAUAACCAUUAUUACGGGACUGGGGAGUGUUUUCUGUGGCGGGCGAGUGUGCUUCCGCCGCCGGGGUCGAUGGGUUUGCAGGAUGUUUCUGGUGCUGCGGGGAAUGAGAAUCGUCCGCCGUCGGAGGAUUUGUUGGAGUUGGCUGGUUUGCCGCCGCCGCCUAGUGCGAAUACGACGAACGUCGGACGGUCGACCACAUUGCGUGGGGAGUCGAAGCAGAAGGAUUCUUUUGAUACGAGUAAUAAUCGACUGGCGCCGCCGCGGUCACAGACACAGACACCUACGGGGAGCAUCCGCUCGGGGACGAGCACCCCAGAACGCAUCCGCUUCAAGGCAUUCCCCUACAGCGGCGUGAAUGACUGGAUGAUGUUUUGCGAAACUGGUUUCCUCAGUCUUGGUGGAGGCGACGGCCACUACGGUCUCUGGGUCGACUCCGGCCUCGAAAAAGGUGUCAGUGCACCAUGCCAGACAUUCGGUAACGAGCCUCUUUCCGAUGAAGGCGUCAAGUUUGAUAUCAUCGGCGUGGAGGUGUGGUAUGUUGGUGCUUGA
Aspergillus ruber CBS 135680 is the source of this 1116-nucleotide messenger RNA. RefSeq names its product putative oxidative stress response protein Oxr1. The transcript is spliced from 2 exons. NCBI's taxonomy places the organism in Eukaryota, Fungi, Ascomycota, Eurotiomycetes, Eurotiales, Aspergillaceae. Gene Ontology annotation, biological process: response to oxidative stress. The record is from RefSeq and is a predicted model, not a curated record. The coding region runs from base 1 to 1116 and encodes 371 amino acids. Gene Ontology annotation, cellular component: nucleus.